Molecule: messenger RNA, 10570 nt
Organism: Erpetoichthys calabaricus (reedfish)
Lineage: Eukaryota; Metazoa; Chordata; Cladistia; Polypteriformes; Polypteridae
Gene: kcnt1a
Product: potassium sodium-activated channel subfamily T member 1a
Exons: 32
Coding region: 362-4003 (1213 amino acids)
Biological process (GO): potassium ion transport
Cellular component (GO): membrane
Molecular function (GO): intracellular sodium-activated potassium channel activity
Source: RefSeq, a predicted model, not a curated record
GCUCACUACCUCUCUCCUCCACUUAUCUCACUGCUUGCGUGCAUCCUCAAAUCCCAGCUUGAAUCGGAGGAGCAAGUGCAUCGCGUGGAAAAAAGAGGCACAGGCUCGCUACCAGGGCUGAAGUCCGAGAUCUCCUGCCCACUGCCAGUCCCCCUUUCUGCCGUUUUAGAGUGAGGGCGAGUGAGGCUGGGCUUUUUUGAAUGGAGCGCGCAAGAAUAUUCCGCUCGAGGCCGGGAGGACCCGCAAGGUGGUAGCCGCUGAAUAGCAGCUAAGGGGGCCGUUGCGGUUCAAGACACUGUUAGGCGCGCCAGUCUUUGAGAGACACUUCACUGGCUGUCAAACUUAAAAGAAAGAGAGAGAUAUGGCCGGAGCCAAGCUGAAGCCUUCACCCGCGGAGAUCAACCCCGACGUGAAGACGGUUUCGCAGAAAUCCGUCGGUCCAAACUGGACAACCAGGACGGCAUCCUUCGAAUUUGAGCAAAGGCUCGCUAGGCUAUAUUCUGAAGAGUUCAGUGUGGAUUCUACUAAUGCGCAGGUACAAGUUGAAUUUUAUGUAAAUGAAAAUACAUUCAAGGAGAGGCUGAAACUUUUCUUCAUAAAAAACCAAAGAUCAAGCUUACGAAUCCGACUUUUCAACUUUUCCCUGAAGCUUCUUACAUGUCUUUUGUACAUUGUGCGCGUUUUGCUUGAUGAUCCAACAGAAGGAAUUGGAUGUUGGGGUUGCCCAAAGCAGAAUUAUACGCCUGACCCUAAUUCCACAGAAAUAAGCUGGUCACCCAUCCUGUGGGUGAACAGAAGAUUUCCAGUUUGGGCAAUUCAGGUUAUUGUGGCCUUAAUAAGCUUCAUGGAAGCCAUGCUGCUGACAUAUCUGAGCUAUAAGGGAAAUAUCUGGGAGCAGAUCUUUCGAAUAUCAUUUAUUCUAGAGAUGAUUAACACAGUCCCCUUCAUUAUUACAAUUUUCUGGCCUCCAUUAAGGAACAUCUUCAUUCCAGUGUUUUUGAAUUGUUGGCUGGCAAAGUGCGCUCUUGAGAAUAUGAUAAAUGACUUGCACCGAGCCAUCCAGAGAACUCAGUCAGCGAUGUUCAACCAGGUGUUGAUAUUAAUCUGCACUCUUCUGUGCCUUGUGUUUACUGGGACCUGUGGAAUCCAACAUCUAGAACGAGCAGGCAACAACCUAUCACUCUUCAAUUCUCUUUAUUUUUGUAUUGUUACUUUUUCUACUGUGGGAUAUGGUGACGUCACACCAAAGAUCUGGCCUUCACAACUUCUUGUGGUUAUCAUGAUCUGUGUUGCUUUAGUGGUUUUACCACUUCAGUUUGAGGAGCUAGUGUACCUGUGGAUGGAAAGACAAAAGUCUGGUGGCAAUUAUAGUCGUCACAGAGCUCAGACAGAGAAGCAUGUGGUGCUGUGUGUCAGCUCUUUGAAAAUUGAUUUACUAAUGGACUUUCUGAAUGAGUUUUAUGCUCAUCCACGACUUCAGGAUUAUUAUGUAGUGAUCUUGUGCCCGACAGAAAUGGAUAUUCAAGUUCGUAGGGUGCUACAGAUUCCCCUAUGGUCACAACGAGUGAUAUACCUUCAGGGAUCAGCACUUAAAGACCAAGACCUCAUGAGAGCAAAGAUGGAUGAUGCCGAAGCUUGUUUUAUUCUCAGCAGUCGAAAUGAGGUGGAUCGAACAGCAGCGGACCACCAGACCAUCUUAAGAGCAUGGGCUGUGAAGGACUUUGCUCCCAACUGCCCACUUUAUGUACAGAUCUUAAAACCAGAGAACAAAUUCCAUGUAAAAUUUGCAGAUCAUGUUGUUUGUGAAGAAGAGUUUAAGUAUGCAAUGCUGGCUCUAAACUGUAUCUGCCCUGCCACCUCCACUUUGAUCACCUUGUUAGUUCACACAUCAAGAGGACAGGAAGGCCAACAGUCUCCAGAGCAGUGGCAGAAGAUGUAUGGUCGAUGUUCUGGGAAUGAAGUUUAUCAUAUUCGACUUGGGGACAGCAAGUUCUUCGGAGAGUAUGAAGGGAAGAGCUUCACCUAUGCCUCCUUCCAUGCUCAUAAAAAGUAUGGUGUUUGCUUGAUUGGUGUCAAACGGGAAGACAAUAAAAGCAUUCUAUUAAACCCUGGGCCCCGGCACAUCAUGGCUGCCUCAGACACAUGCUACUAUAUCAAUAUUACCAAAGAGGAGAAUUCUGCAUUUAUCUUCAAACAGGAAGAGAAGCAUAAUCGCAAAGGCAUAUCUUCAGGGGGCUUUUACACUGGUCCUUCUAGACUGCCUGUCCACAGCAUCAUCGCUAGUAUGGGAACAGUUGCCAUGGAUCUGCAGAACACAGAGUGUCAGCCAAAUAAUUGCACCAAGUUGGCAUUGCCAACAGAAAAUGGAGCAGAGAGUCGGAGACCAAGUAUUGCACCUGUGCUGGAGAUUGCAGACUCUGCCUCCAUUCUGCCAUGUGACCUCCUCAGCGAUCAAUCAGAAGAUGAAAUGACUCAGUCUGAUGAUGAGGGCAUUCCAGCUCCCGAGUAUGUUAAAGGAUACCCUCCUAACUCUCCUUACAUUGGUAGCUCACCCACCUUGUGCCACCUUCUUCCACAGAAAGCACCCUUCUGCUGUCUCAGGCUAGACAAGGGUUGCAAGCAUAACAGUUUUGAAGAUGCCAAGGCUUAUGGUUUUAAGAAUAAACUCAUAAUUGUUUCAGCAGAGACUGCUGGAAAUGGUCUGUACAACUUCAUUGUGCCCCUGAGGGCCUACUACAGACCCAGAAAGGAGCUCAACCCCAUUGUGCUUCUUCUGGAUAACCCCCCUGAUAAUCACUUCCUGGAAGCUAUCUGUUAUUUUCCAAUGGUGUACUUCAUGGCUGGGACAAUUGACAAUCUCGACAACCUUCUGCAAUGUGGAAUCAUUUAUGCAGAUAAUUUAGUGGUGGUGGAUAAAGAAAGUACAAUGAGUGCUGAGGAAGACUAUAUGGCGGACGCAAAAACAAUUGUCAAUGUUCAGACCAUGUUCAGAUUGUUUCCCAGUCUCAGCAUUAUCACAGAACUUACUCACCCAUCAAAUAUGAGAUUCAUGCAGUUCCGAGCCAAAGACUGCUAUUCUCUUGCUCUUUCUAAACUUGAAAAGAAAGAACGUGAGAAAGGCUCUAACUUGGCUUUUAUGUUCAGACUUCCUUUUGCUGCUGGGAGAGUUUUCAGUAUUAGCAUGUUGGACACUUUGCUUUACCAGUCCUUUGUCAAAGAUUUCAUGAUCCCAAUUGCAAGACUCUUACUUGGGCUUGACACAACCCCUGGCUCAGGAUACCUGUGUGCUAUGAAAAUAACAGAAGAUGAUUUAUGGAUCCGAACAUAUGGCAGAUUAUUUCAAAAGCUGUGUUCUUCCAGUGCUGAAAUUCCAAUUGGCAUCUAUCGUACAGAAUCUCACAUGUUUUCAGCAUCUGAGUCUCAAGAUAUUGCUGCACAGUCUCAGGUUUCUAUUAAUGUAGAAGACUGCGAAGACACUAAAGAAGUGAAAGAAACAUGGAGUCAUAAAAACAACCAUCGCAACUCUACCUCCAGUGAUCAGUCUGAGCACCCACUACUUAGAAAGAAAAGUUUGCAGUGGGCCCGGAGGCUAAGUCGAAAAGGUCCCAAGCAAACAAGUAAAACAGAAUGCAUGAGCCAGCAAAGGGUAAACUUAUACAGACGAUCAGAGAGACAAGAGCUUUCUGAGCUUGUCAAGAACAGAAUGAAGCAUCUGGGUUUGCCUACCACUGGUUAUGAGGAUGUAGCAAAUUUAACAGCAAGUGAUGUGAUGAAUCGGGUAAAUCUUGGAUAUUUGCAAGAUGAAAUGAAUGACCACCAGAACACUUUAUCAUAUGUCUUGAUCAACCCACCUCCAGACACACGCCUGGAAUUGAAUGAUAUUGUUUACCUGAUCCGGUCAGACCCCCUGGCACACGUGCCAAGUGAAUCUCAAGAAGCAAAAGGAUGCUUUGGCUUGAAACAAGAAUUUGGAAGUGAAACGAGAGAUGAGACAACACUGUAGAAAUUACCUGUGAGCUUCAGUGUGCCGUAUCUUUUUUGAUGUUAACCUCUUGGAAGAGGUGUAAUACACGGAGCCUUGUCCAUGGACAGUGCCCCUGGGCGGCUGGUACUGGGGGACAAAGAAAGGGAACAAGACAGUAAAGGAAAGAAAGAUGCUGAAGGUAGCUGAAGCAUGGCGGUUAUUCAGCAUGGAUUAUCAGGUGGACCAGCUCAUGUGAAAUGCUGCUUUGACUAGGUUUGUGAAGACAGGAGGGAAAAUAUAAUUUUUUAAAGUUUUAGCUCAGGACAGUUUUUUUUUUUUUUUUUUUUAUCAAAAGAAAUUUUAUCAUGGAAAAUGGCAGACUUGGAACUUGUUCCCCAUAGUAGAAAGAGCAUAACUUCUUAUGGACAGUGUUUCUUCUCGUGAUACAUUUCUUUUAGUAGUUUAGAGGUUGCUGACUUCUUCAGUGAAAUACUUUUAACUCGUUAUGUCACAACGGUAUGACAAGGACACCACUUAUAGUGUCUUCUGCAAUUUCCCUGACAAUUCAGACUCAACUGGCAUUGACUACUGGAAAAUCAACAUUAAAAAAAGAAAUAGUCAAAAUUAAUAUGAAUGUAACUUUAAAAGACUGAUUAUUUAUUAAAAAUAUAAUUGUCUUAAGGCAUAACUUACGAUAUGAAGAAUUAAGUAAUGAAUAUGUUGUGCAAAGACCAGGAAGGCAGCCAAAUUAUUUAUUUAUUUUUUAAUUUAUUUAUUUUUUGUGGCAUUACUAUGUUAUGAGAAAGUAGAGCAAAUUAAAUGGACCUCAUUUUUUUGCAUUUCAAAACUAACUGGCACAAUAGCAAUUUAUGUGUUACUACUGCCAUGUGUUUCUUCAGUGUGGAGCGGGGUGUGCAUUUCAUUGUAACUUUGCAAUGACUCACAUUGACAGGAGAGGGAACUCUACAACAAAACUUGCAUGCACAUCCGUAAAAUUAUUUUAGUGUAUUAGUAUUCCUAGAAGUAGUGAAAACUUAGCAAACUCGGACCAACCAUUCUCUUACUUAAAUGGCCUUUUACUCCUAAUUAAACUCAAAUAGCAUUUUCUGAGAUUUUCUGCACUUUUUUUAAUGAUUACCCAGUAAUGUAUAUUCAUGUAAUUAUCAUUAAGGGGAAAUUAAUAACACAACACUUUUUUAUAUGUUGAAUAUUUACCAGUCAAGAGAAAAAUGACACAGCAGAAGGCAAUCAUGUUUGUUUUAGUUAUUAAAGGCAUCCGACCAGAUCAUAAGCCACACUGAUCUUUUAAGAAAUUUCUGUGGUUUAUUAAAAAAUUGCUUCCUAAAUAGAGAAUGCAUGGAGGUGAACCUUUGUUAAAUAACUCAGUUACCAACACUGAAAAAAAAAACAAAUUUUAAGAUACCUAAUCUUUGGGCUGGUCCUGGAUAGGUCAAGUUUUGAGAAUUGCAGGCAACAUAAAGGUGUUACUGUACAUAUGUACAUAAACAAUUGUAAGCAUCCAUGCUAUACAUUCUGCUUAAAUUUUAUUGUACUUAGGCACUCCCUUAAUAUUUACCUGCCACAAUGCCCCAGGAUUAAUGCUACAUCCCUGUAGGGGAAGAUGAGGAAAGUUGUCUCAGGUUUUACUUAGUCAGCUGUGGAUGGGUCAAAUAUAAAGUUAUUGCCAAGCAAAGGCCUGCAUUGAUUAGGUAAAUUACCAUUAAACAGAUACAAAAUAACAAGCAUUAUCAACAGAGAUACGUAGUAUGUAAUAAACUAAUUUAAACUGGGACACUUGAGAUGUGUCUCACAAGCAGGGGCAUGUUGUCACGAAUAGUUAAAGCUGUCAUCAAGUAGGCCUUUAGAACAUACCAACUACUACAGACUAACUCAGUGGCAACAGCAUCAUGUUCCUGUAAUAAAACACAAUUUUACAGUUAUAGGCUGCUCACUGUUACAGGUCUAGUCCAGGCCUACGUCAGCGCCAUAGCUGCACAGCAAUCCGUAACGAAACUUAAACUUCUUGCUGCUUCUGGCAGUUCCACCAACGCAAAUGGGGGCAGGCAACUUCAUGAUGAUAUCAGUGGCGUCAUGCUCCCAUAUAUCAUCCUUUUGUUAUGAUGAAAUGAAGUCUUGUUUUGACGGAAUUCGACGCAUGUGAUGUGACAACAUGCCCCAAUAGAGGUCCGUACAUUUCAGUUUUCAGCAGCACCAAUGAAGUUCUUGUAAACAACUAGCACAUUGCACAAUAAAUUCAGAAUUCAAAGAUCUUCAAAUCAGUUACCUGUGUUGAAAUACUCUCCGGAAAUGUGAAACUCUCUGAUACACGAAAAGAUGCUUUUUCGUUGACAAAAAUACGAGUUUUAAUCCGUGAUGUAACCAACAAUCCUACUGUUGAACUAAUUUAUUUCAUUUCAUUAGCUACUCAUCACUGUAUUGUUUACACGCUAUCCAGUGACGUCAGCACACCAUAGAUGUAAUAACUUUUGCUAGAUGACCCUUGAGACAACCUGCCCCGUCUUCCCCUACCACACAUCAGAAUUAUUUCAAACAUUCAAAUCGAUGAUGUCUGAGGGGAAUUAUCAGGAAAACUGUAAUGAUAUCAGUGUUCGACUGGUCUGCAUUUGCAAGUAUUACUUAUUUAGUUUUCAUAUUGCAGCAUAUCCUGAUCUGAGCGUAAAUGAAGUACAAGUCUUCCUUAGCCACAAAGUUUCACUUCAGUUUGUUUCCUGCAUACACUUUCAAGGCUCAGCCUGCAUUACUAUGGGUGACUUCUCUAGUGUCUCACCCUGUUAUGACAUUAUGUCUAACUCCGCCUCACCCACUGAGGACGUUUCAUGGACAUCUUCCAUUCAUUCUGGUAUAUCUGAACAGCACACAGGCAGGUCAUUUUCUAUCUGGACAAAACAUGAUCCUCUUUCAUGUUAAAAUUUGUUUACCAGCUUGCAUUGGCAUUUCUCCAUUUCUAGACUCUCCUUAUGAAUAGUAGUAGUAUGCCCUUGUGAGACCACCGUUGCCUCCUUUUACCCUAAUUGUUUGUUUUCCUUGUAGACUCUUAAAUACAUUUGAUGAAAUCCUGCCGAGGUUCACCAGAUCUUUCUUCAGAGUCCUGUUUAAAAUGCAGCAUACGACAUGUUUCAAACUCGCAGUGAGUCGGCUUGUACCCUUGUCCUUUUAUGUAAUUCUCCAUUUGUAAAGAUACUGUGGCAUUUACCCUUAUGGAAUUCUCCUGUACGUUAGACAAGCAGGCAAUUCUUCAUCUGUGUACAUACAUAAUUUAAAAACUAAUCCACUCCUGUCAGCUACCCUGGGGCCAUAAUUGUAACUCAACAGAAUCCAUUCCAAUCUAACAAUUCCAUCUAACUACAAUCUAACCAAAGUAGCGUUUCUUUCUGACUUAGCGAUUGAGUGCACUUCAUAAUUCACGUAAAGAUGUCCUUCCUUCCUUCCUUCUGUCCGUAUACUAGCCAGUGUUUCCAGGUGAGAGUCGUGAGAAGCCUGGGCUCAUCCUGGCAGCAUUUAAAUACCGACAGCAUUCAUCCCACAUCACAAAUCGUCAAAGCUCUUCAAGAUCAAGAUCUAGAACUGACAUUUUGAUAAGGAGAAAUUCAUGAUCAAUGUGAACCUAACAUAAAUGCGCAUAUGUCAUGUAUGCAUUUUUCUAUAAAUGACACAUUAGUGCCAUGUUGUUGGUGUGUCCCAAAUUGACGUAUUCAGUUUGUUUGGAGCCCUGCUCACUUUCCAUUUUCAGGGUGACAACAACACUUCCAAAACAACAAACCUGAAGAUACGUUUCUCCCGUCAACAUCUUGUCUUCUGUCCUAAUGAUCUUCUCUUCCUUCUUUUAACACACCCAUGGACACUUAUGCUCUCCUGAUCCUGUCCAGAGAGAGUCCAUCCAGCUACAAAUAAACCGCCCACCAUAUGUAUGAGGAGUUCUUGCUUCAUUGUCCUUCUCCAAACAACUCCUUGUGAACUUUGUGAAGACAAACACAAGUUCUGCGCUCUUUCUGGGGUGUUAAUAGCAUUACAGUAUAUACAGGCAUUGAGGCAACAUGGCUGUCUAAAGUAAAUAGAAAAUGCUGGAGUAAGUGUAUAGUUUGAAUGUGCAUUUAUAUAUUGUAUAUAUAAUUAUUUGAAGCAUAUUAAUUUAUUGUUAUUUAUUUUAUCUUUCAUUUGUUUUUUAAUUUUAAAAUCAGUAUUGAUUAUAUCAGCCAUAUCAUUACAUUAGGCUUUCAUUUUGCAUAUGUUUUUGCUUAUAACCAAAGAGAAAAGGCUUUGGGUUCUGAUUUCUGGUAUUUGGUGGGCACAUAAAAUGUUACAAAAAUUUAAUAUAUCAGAGUUUAUCAGCUCCUGUUAUGGUGAACAUGUUUUGACACAAGGAACCGCAGCUAGUGCUUACCACUAUGUGGGAGUCCCACUGCCCACCCAAACCUGUCACACACCUCCGCCAUCUCCUGUUGUACUGAUCCAUGGGCAUCGUGCAGUGUAACGAGUCACCUCGUAAGGGACAGGGCUAGGGAGGCCACCAUAGGAAAAACUCUAGGCCAAAACCGAAAUUCAGAAAAUGUUGGUCUGAAUGCCCAAAGGCUUUUGUUUUUUCAUGUUUGUUAUUGCAUAAGGCCGGCAUUAAAUCAUUUUCACUUUUGAUAUAUGCAUUUCAGUGAAAUUGAAUUGUAAGCAUGCAAGAUGACAAAAAGACUCAUUAUCAAAGUCAAUCAUUUCAAAGAAGACAUAUUUAAAAACUGCAUGGAGUCUGCAUGGUCUCCCUGGGUCUGAGUUGGGUUUCCUCCCACAGUCCAAAGACACGAUGGUUAGGUGGACUUGUGUGUGUGUGAGUGAGUGAGUCCUCGCUUCAGUGAGCUGGCACUCUGUCCAGACGUUGUUCCUGCCCUGUCUCCCUUCUCAGGAUAAGCAAUUUUGAAAAUGGAUGAAUAGACAUAUUUGAAAACACUGGACUGAAAAUACGUAUAAUAAAUAUCUAAAUAAAAAAUGGUAACAGAAUGUACUUUUGUAAAUAAUAAGUGAUGACUCAAUCUCACGGUGUAAGUCUACCAAGUAAUGUACAGUCUCCUAUGUUGAAAAACAGACAUAAAAUAAGUUAAAGCCAGCACUAGAGGGCAGUAGCAUUAUAUUUUUGUCCUCUUUUUACUUUCUUAACGGUUCAUCUAAUGGAGAUGCUGGAAGGUCCCUUCUUCUGUCUCAGCACACUGUCAUUCACAGGGUCCUCUCAAAGUGCCCACUUGCUGUGGCAGAUGCCUACUUGACUUUUUGCCCAGUUGUUGAUUGUCGCUGCAGCAGUUUCUCCCAUUUAGGUGUGGCGUAGCUAUUUGCAUGGUGUUACACACAAGUCCAGGUGUCAAUGUUUUCAGCAAAAGAGGGAAAAAAAAGAAAACUUCCCUACAAUGCACUAAUUGUGUAUUCUUGAAAGUCCGGAACUCUUCAUACCAUUCCAUAAGUGCAAGGCAUUCAGGAGCACAGCUGAAAGGCAAGAUCAGGUCUCUUUUGGGAGUAGUAUUCUUAUCUCACUAGCUAGCAGUGCUAGCUGUCAAAGACGGACUGAAAGCGAAGUAAUCCACAUAGACCUCAAGUGUUAAUGUUUGCAGUGCAUCAUUCAAUGUGCAUGUCUCUGUUAUAUGCCAUUUAGUAUGGGAUUCGUAAAAGCAGUGUUAAUGUUUGUGAUGCACCAUCUGUUGGAAUAACAAAUGCAAUGCAUUAGUACUAGAGAUGUUUGUGAUGCGUCAUCCUUUGGAAUGACAGAGACAUAGCAACUGGACCAUCCCAUAGCCAGACACGCAGGCACUUGUCCUUUCAUCACCAGGGGAUAUAUGUGUUAGUUAUCAUCAACAUUUCACUUUUCUUUUAUUGCUGGUUACAACCUAAACUUUACAGGUGUGAGCUGAUUUGAAGUGAGCCCCUAUACAUUUAUAAUAAUGAGUGUAAAUUGAAUGAAUGGAUCAAUAAAUCCAAAGUGAGACGGACCUUGUAGCACAUUUUCAUGUCUAAAGCACUGAAUGUUUAUGUGUGCCUGUCUGUUAGUUUGCCCCAGCAACUUCAGUCGUACAAAGCAUUUUGCUUCUUAGGAAAAAUCACAGUCGUGAGGUCAACAGCAUCACAAAGUAUCAUUCAUAGAGUUUUAAUUUGCAGGAAUUUCUCUUUUUUAAAUAACAAUGACUGAAAAUCAAUAUGUUUUACUCUUAGCAAUCAGAGCCGUCCUCUCCCAGAGGGCCAAACCGUCCCAAUCUCCAGAAGUAAUCGCUUGCUUCACAAAUAUUGAAAAGCCAUGCAGUUUCUUAUUGUUGGUUAUAUAAAUGAAGUCUUUAUACCUAUUUGUUUUUUUUAGUUUAGGUAUUGGAGAAUAUUGUUUCAUUUAUAUAGUACUGCAUUAUAAAACACUGGAAACACUUUUUAGACUGAACUGAAUUUGUUGUUGUUGUUUUUUUUUCUUUUUUGUCCCUUCAAAGUCCCUGUUUUCUGAAUGUGCAGAUUACACUCUGAACAGUUCUAGAAUAAAUAAUUUUGUACGAUUUCUUAUAUGAAGUCAGUGUGCUUUAUUGUUCUAUGUAAGAAUUCAAUAAAGUAGCUGCAUGCAGCCUUGACAAGUGA